CAAGUGCAGUGCGUCACUUACUACCAAAGGACAUUUUCUUACUAGCCACACGUGGCGCCUACCGCUCUCCUUCAUCCAUUGCACUUUUCCGUUAUCUCGUUUUGUCUUCGUGCGUUUUGUCAUGGCCGCCAACGUCAGAGUGCGGCGUCCAGCUACUCCGCCGCCCGGUCUUCCACAUGUCGCUCCUUCAUCGCAUAAAUAUCCACCAAUACGGCAAGACCACUUGAGUGCAGAUGAGCGGCGAGAAGCAGCUUCCAAGGGGUACGGACCUGGACGAAGAAGUCAUUCGCCAGGCGGUCUCAACAUUACAUCUGGGGAAUGGAAACUGCUGGCGGUCGUCCUUCUAAUUGCCAUUGGUGUCAGGAUGUUCCGAAUAUCGAAACCAGAUAGCGUGGUUUUCGACGAGGUACACUUUGGUAAGUUUGCGGCGCGCUAUAUUAAAACGCGGUAUUUCGUCGACGUGCACCCUCCACUUGCAAAAUUGUUGAUCACUGCGGCGGCCUUCGUAUCUGGCUUUAACGGCGAGUUUGACUUCAAGGAGAUUGGGAAGGUCUUUGAAAAUGCGCCAUAUGUGGCUAUGCGAAUGGUACCCGCUACAUUCGGAGUCGCAACUGUUCCAACCGCAUAUCUCACCCUACGAGCUCUUGAUUGUCGCGCAACCACUGCACUACUGGCAUCAGUAUUUCUGACAUUCGAGAACGGACUCAUCACACAAUCUCGUCAUAUCCUACUGGAUUCUCCCCUCGUAUUUUUCACGGCCCUCACCGUCUUCUUUUUUGUGGGGUUUUCGAAUGAGGACAAGAAGGAACCAUUUACCGAACAGUGGUGGACGUGGCUCAUUUUGACUGGUCUGUCUCUCGGCGCUGUCGUAUCCUGCAAAUGGGUCGGUCUCUUUACAAUUGCGACGGUUGGUGUGUGCACUAUCUUGCAGUUGUGGCUUCUCUUGGGCGAUCUUCGUGUCAGUCCAAGGAUGUGGGCUAGGCAUUUCUUCGCGCGGGCUGUCUGUCUCAUCUUGAUACCUAUCCUUUUCUACAUGACCAUGUUCCAACUGCAUUUCCUUAUUCUUGGAAGCUCAGGAGAGGGCGACGCGUUUAUGAGCUCGGAAUUCAGGCAGACGCUGGGGCAUGGGAUGGAGGACACGUAUGCAGAUGUUGCCAUUGGUUCAGAUAUCACAAUUCGACAUCUGAACACACAAGGUGGUUAUUUACACUCACAUGCUCACAACUACCCUGGAGGAAGUGCACAGCAACAAAUCACACUGUACCCUCAUAGGGAUGAGAAUAAUCUCUGGCGGGUGUUCAAUGCAACGGUUGAUGGCUAUGAACAGUACGACUACGAGCACAAGCCUAUUGUGUAUAUCGACCACGGCUCCCACAUCAAGCUAAGGCAUGUCGUGACUGACAAGGCCCUCCACUCGCACGAGGUCCGUCCGCCCGUCUCAGACGUCGACUUCCAGAACGAGGUUUCAGGGUACGGCAUGGCUGGCUUUAUUGGCGACAUCAACGACGACUGGGUUGUCGAGAUUGAAAAGGGCGACAGAAAUGACAAGGAGUCGAGCAAGCGCUUGAGGACGUUGAGAACGCAUUUCAAGCUCAGGCACCUGAAUACAGGAUGUUACCUCUUCUCGCACAAGGUGAAACUUCCCGAAUGGGGUUUCGAUCAGCAGGAGGUCACAUGCAACAAGAACGCUGUCAAGGCCAACUCGCUUUGGUACGUCGAGACAGUUGCAAAGCAUCCACAAUUACCGGCCGAUGCUCAAAAGGUCAAUUACAAGAUUCCCGGAUUCUUGUCCAAGUUCUGGGAGCUACAGCAAGUCAUGUGGACAACGAAUGCUGGAUUGACUGAUCGUCACAUGUAUGACUCUCGGCCUUUGACCUGGCCUCGUCUUCGCCGUGGUAUUAACUUCUGGGUCAAGGAUCAUCGCCAGAUCUACCUAAUCGGUAAUCCAUUUGUUUGGUGGUCAAGCACGGCUUCGGUCAUCGCAUAUAUGAUCGUCAGAGGGUUCCUCGUACUUCGCGCGAAGAGAGGAUACCGCGAUUUUGACAACACCAAGGUUGCCAAAUAUGAUUCCCUCUGCAGUUUUCUCUUUAUCGGGUACUGCAUGCAUUACUUCCCAUUCUUCCUCAUGGGCCGCCAACUCUUCCUUCACCACUACUUCCCUGCGCUGUAUUUCGCAAUUCUACUUAACUGCGCCGUUUUCGAUCUCGCCACAUCGACUCUACGACCAAAGAUUCGGUUACAGAUCGCUGCCGUCCUUAUGAUCAUGGUGAUCAUUACAUACUCGAAAUUCAGUUCCUUGACCUAUGGCGAUCCUUGGACAAAAAAGAAGUGCACGAACGCACAGUGGGUGAAGACUUGGGACUUUGCCUGUAACGAGUUUUUGGAUGAGUACUCCCAGUAUUCAGGUGUAACUGUUCCUACUUUGAACCGGACCAUCCCGAUGGCAACCAUUGGCGGUGAACCCGGCGGGCGCGCGGCCAUUGUGGUCGAGGACAAGCUCGGGCAAGAUGGGGUCGCGCCGCCUCAAGACGAACAGAGCACCGCCGUCCUGAAUGGUGCACCAGAACCUGGGCGGGAUAUAUUUGCCAAGGAUAAACAGAAGGAAAUCAAGAGCCAGAUGAUUGCGUUGCAAGAUGUGCCAGUUAUUGUGGAUGAGAAGGACAUUAGCGUGGUGACGUUUGAACCAACCACUGCAGCAGCACCCGAAAUAGCAGCUGGGGGAAAAGAGGAGGUCAAGGUGCAAGAAGGUAACGUGGGUACCGGUGAGCCAGAGGAUCAGGCGCAUCCUGAAGUCAUCGGUAUCCUCGAAGAAGAGAUCGAAGCGAUAGUGGGUGAGGAUGAUGAUGAUUAUCGAAAACCUCAUGGGCCUCUUGACCACGAGGAGGCCAUUGCAGAUCAGGUGGCGCAUGAGUUGUAUCCAGAGGCCAGGGACGCCGAAUAACUUAUUCAGGAAUCUGUAAUUGUGUUGAGUGGCUACUUGAAUAGACCUCAUCGUGCACUCGACGAUGUUAACAAUUUACUCAUAUAUCUAUGUCUAUCAUCGAAUCAUCCAUGAUGUUGGUUACCACACGAUGACUUGUGC
Molecule: messenger RNA, 3082 nt
Organism: Suillus clintonianus
Lineage: Eukaryota; Fungi; Basidiomycota; Agaricomycetes; Boletales; Suillaceae
Product: glycosyltransferase family 39 protein
Exons: 10
Coding region: 122-2941 (939 amino acids)
Biological process (GO): protein O-linked glycosylation via mannose
Cellular component (GO): membrane; endoplasmic reticulum
Molecular function (GO): dolichyl-phosphate-mannose-protein mannosyltransferase activity
Source: RefSeq, a predicted model, not a curated record